This is a messenger RNA of Brenthis ino (lesser marbled fritillary), 2304 nucleotides long. NCBI's taxonomy places the organism in Eukaryota, Metazoa, Arthropoda, Insecta, Lepidoptera, Nymphalidae. The record is from the annotation of a GenBank genome assembly.
AUGUACAUGUUUAUUCAUCGUGAAACAAUAAAUGCUUGUACUGACCUUCAAGUUAACCAAUUUUUAAAUGAAGAUCUCCUGGAUCAAUUAACCCAGGAGUACAAUGAACUAUCCUGGUUAGAUGUUGCAGAUGCAUCUCCUAGUGAAAUCCUGGCCGAUGCUGGUCUGGUACCAAUAAUAUCACCAGUACAAAGUAUUAAAUCUUCCUCAAAUGAAAGCAGCAACUCUGAUUCAGGCAGUGAUGAUGAUUCUAAGAAUGGAUCCAGUGAUUCAUCAGCCAGACAUUCAUCUCAGUCGCCUCUUGACUGGAACUUCCACAAUGAACCAACCAAUGAAUUAAAAUUAGAAGAUGUUGAAUUAUUUCUUCAGAAAACAGCACCUGAUAGUACAAAUCUAGAGCUUUCUGAAAGUAAACAAACAAGUUUAAAAGUUUUCGAAAAAUCCAGUCAUGUUAUGGCAAUAGAAAAUGGUGUCAUUAAGGUUGUAAAGAAAGACAAUACUUAUCAACAAAAUUUUGUAAAAACUAUAGCAAAUAAAGUAGAAGGCACAACUAUUCAUCUUACUAAUUCAAUUUUCAAUGUGGUGAAUGAAAAUUCUAAUGGAAUAAAAAAGGAAGAUAGACAUAAUCAGUUAUUAAGUGAGAAAAGAUUGCCAAGAAUUUUGAAACCUAUCACAACUUUUUUGACUAAACCAGCAAAUAUACCAGCAGAGAGUACCAAGAAUGGCAAGAUUUCUAUAACACCACUAUCAAACAACAAGCCAAUCCAAAUAUCAAAUAAUGGUUACCAUAUUGAGACUCCCCCGUCUACAAGGAGCAUAGUGAUAAGCCCUAGCCCAGAUGUCCGUCACACUUCUAACACACACCAAAGUAUAAAGGAUGAGCCAAAGAGUUCCUUUAUAGACUUAUCUACAUUUAGUGAAGCUGAAAUUAAAGCUUUUAAAAAACAGCAGAGAAUGAUCAAGAAUAGAGAGUCUGCAUGUCAAUCUCGGCAAAAGAAAAAAGAGUAUGUUACUGCAUUGGAACAACAAUUAUUAGAGGCCCACCAAGAAAUUGCGAGAUUACGCCUUGAAAAUAAGUUGUUAAGGGAUGAACUAGAGUCUAAAGGAAGAUCUCGAAAGAUUCCACGACUCGACACUUCUAUUUUAAUACCUAAAAAGAACAUAGCUGUUAUAUUCGCAAUGGUCUUCAUGGUAUCCCUUAAUUGGAAUGUUAUAGGGUGGAACACAAGAACAUUUUCUCAACCAAGUACAACGCAUGUGAAUUCACGGCAUCUCUUGUGGACUGAUGAUAACAAAGAUGCAAUGUCUACUGAUUAUGAUUCAUUUAAUCGAAGCAAUGAAGGUGUCGACUGCCCGAACGCUACAUUAAAUGAUUUUGCAAAAAUCAAUCAAACCGAGAGUAUACGUAUAGUUGGCGAACUUAAACGGUGGAUUGGAGGAGGAAAAACUUUAAACUGGACGAACGCUCCAAAAAAACAUAAUGUUUAUUUAGAUGAAGAACAAAUAGCUGGUGGACUAUUGGAAACAUAUAGACUCUUCAACAAAUUAAAUCUUGACAACAGUAUUAUCGACGUGCCACAUACAAUUAAAAAUGGUAAAAGCAUACGUGAGAGAUCCCGCCUAAGAAGAUUAAGACGAAAUUCACAAACAGAUAAAGAUAUAUUCCCUGAAAGUGCAAUUUAUUAUGAAAGGCUGUAUCAUAAACCACUAAGGAAACCUGUUGAUAAAUUAAAUGUGGAUGAAUUUGGUGAAUGGAACGCGUUACUUCAAGCAUUACAUAGAAGAGACGAUACAUUCUAUGUAGUAGGUGUCGGGAAGGGAGAACAUUUGUUAUUGCCAGCUGUAAAUCAUAAUGUAACGAGACCACCAAAAAUGGCGUUGAUUCUACCAGCAAGAUCUGGAAAUGAUUCUCUAAUGAGUGAUCAUGUAACCUUAAUGCAAAUUGACUGCUCCGUCGUCAACACAACCCUAGUCAAGCUCAAAUCAAACGCAUUGCCAGAAAGCUUAAGGAAAACUAGUACUGAUGAGAAACCUGUCGACAUAAAUCCUAAGCCAGAAAAUAGAAAGGUGAAGAGACUUAAAAUUGAUUCUAGUCCUGGUGAUACUGUGUACAAUACAAGCAAUAAUAUAUCAAAUAUAAACUAUAAUAAAAAUAAUUUAGCGGACAUGGAUAUCAAUAAAAAUGAUUUAUUCACUCAGUACUUGUUAUCUAAAUCACGUAAUCUAAAGGAGGAGCCAAUUAAAAUCACAAAAUUAGAAAUAAUUAAAAGUCAUGAACAGAAAUCAUCAUCUAACAGCUCAACA